Messenger RNA from Penicillium paradoxum, 987 nucleotides. RefSeq names its product FAD-dependent oxidoreductase. The transcript has 3 exons. The coding region runs from base 1 to 987 and encodes 328 amino acids. Lineage: Eukaryota; Fungi; Ascomycota; Eurotiomycetes; Eurotiales; Aspergillaceae. Gene Ontology annotation, molecular function: FAD binding; D-amino-acid oxidase activity. The record is from RefSeq and is a predicted model, not a curated record.
AUGGAAGUCGCAAUUAUUGGCUCCGGCGUCAUCGGCUUGUUGUCUGCUCUCACUCUCACCGAUUCGGGAUACAAAGUGACCAUUGUUGCCCGGGAUGUGUUAGGUGAUGAUAAUCAAGACUGGGCGAGUCCUUGGGCUGGUGCGGCGAUUUUCCCCCAUCCCGAUGUCAAAGGCCGGGAUCUGCAGGUGGAGACGUUCAAAUAUUUCUGGGCGCUGGCGCACAGGGAUCCUACAAGUGGUGUACAGGUAUUAAAAGCAAACGAAUACUACGAUGACCGAGACGACGACUCCACCAUCUGGUACAAGACCCUUGUUCCUCGGUAUCGGCGAUUCUCCACAGAAGAGCUGCCCAAGGGCGCAAAGAUGGGCUUUGAAUUCCUCUCCAUGACGGUCAACCCAGUAUACUAUCUCCCCUGGGUGAAAAAGGAGCUCGACCGUCGCGGCGUGCGAUUUAUCAAGAAAGAGGUUGAGUCCAUCGAGGCCGCGAGACAAAUCACCGGCUGUAAGGUUGUCGUCAAUGCCUCAGGACUUGGUGCUUUCGAGCUUGCUGGUGAUAAGGAUGUGAUCCCCGUUCGUGGCCAGACGAUGUUUAUCGACACGGAUAUCGAUUUCCUUACGAUGUGGCAGGGCUCGCACUACACUUAUGUCAUUCCACGGAUGUACUCCGGUGGUGCGAUUGUUGGAGGUGUGAGUCAGUCGGGAAAUACGGAUCGGGCUGUUGAUGAGGAGCUGCGGCCGGAUAUUAUGCGUCGGGCGAAGAUGCUGCUCCAGGGAUCUGCUGAUGCAUUGGACCCGAAGAAGGUGAAGGAAGAUAUUGUUGCGUUCCGGCCUUACAGGAAAGGAGGGUAUCGUUUGGAAGCCGAGGGAGAUGUUGUACACGCAUACGGAUUUGGUAGCUUGGGAUAUACGUAUUGCUUUGGGGCUGCCGAGAAAGUCCGGGAUUUGGUCAAGUCCUUGGAUAAACCAUCCAGACCAAGCCGACUUUGA